AUGAGAUCACAGUAUAAUUACAGGGACAAGUAUGGUAAGCACUACAAUGAACCUGGCUAUCUUUCGGUCAAGUGGGCUGGCUGUCAGAAUUUGUAUGCUUUACUGCCUGCCAGGAAUGUUGUUGCCAUGUUUGCUGGAUCGUACGAUUUGAUUGGCAAACGUGUCCGGGAAGAGCCAUGCCGUCAGGCUUGGGAGGAGAUGGAACAUGACCUGGCCGUCCCUCGACCGACGUUUGACUAUGUUCCUGAGAAGUACAUUAAGAUAAAGACCUCUGUGUACCAUCCGAGUUGCCCGAAGCCCCGUCUUGAUGCCUGCGAAGAAAGUGACAGUAUGUGCGACUGUCCUCCUUCUGAUAGUGAUCGAUGUGGACCAAACUCUAAAUGCACAAACCGCGCAAUCUUGCAGGAGUGUCCCGAGGCUUGCGAAGCAAUAGGUGGUGGUUGCAACAACAGAGGAGUAUCACGCAAGGAAGUCAAUCCGGCUGUAGAGAUACGUGAGGCGCCUGGAAAAGGAAUGGGAGCGUUUGCAGUUCGAGACAUCCCUAAGGGUGCGUUCAUAGCUGAAUACGCUGGAGAAUUGAUAAGCCACAAGGAGAAGAACAGACGAAUCGCGGAAGUUACGGCUCAUCGAAAUGCGGAAGAGAAGCACUACAUGAUGGCAUUGGAUUCGCAGAGGAUCAUCGAUUGUAAAGAGAAAGGCAAUGAUGCGAGGCUAAAGCGACCCAAUGGUUUCGUUGUCAAGUAUGACAAGCGCAUAAUGAUCUACACUACCGAGGAUGUUCCUGCAGGUACUGAGUUGUGCUUCAAUUAUCAAAUGAUCCAGUACAACCUCGGGUGUCCCUUACCCGAUUGCAAAUGUGGCGCACCAAAUUGCACAGGAACUCUGGGUGCGACAACCAACGCAUCAGGUUUGCGUUCGCUGAAAUGA
Molecule: messenger RNA, 927 nt
Organism: Cooperia oncophora
Lineage: Eukaryota; Metazoa; Nematoda; Chromadorea; Rhabditida; Trichostrongylidae
Source: the annotation of a GenBank genome assembly